Molecule: messenger RNA, 13184 nt
Organism: Scleropages formosus (Asian bonytongue)
Lineage: Eukaryota; Metazoa; Chordata; Actinopteri; Osteoglossiformes; Osteoglossidae
Gene: hspg2
Product: heparan sulfate proteoglycan 2
Exons: 84
Coding region: 300-11090 (3596 amino acids)
Biological process (GO): synapse organization; homophilic cell-cell adhesion
Cellular component (GO): plasma membrane; axon; neuronal cell body
Molecular function (GO): axon guidance receptor activity; protein binding; calcium ion binding
Source: RefSeq, a predicted model, not a curated record
GUAUGUGUGUGUCCGUGAGAGAGAGAGAGAGAUCUGAGGGAAGAAAGGGAACCCCUCUGACACACUUCGCUCCUCAGUUCAUCAUUUCAUUUUUUUUAAAAAAAAAAAACUUUUUCUUACUUUUUUAAAAAGAAAAAAAAAACAGCAAGUGGACAGAAAAACCUGCGAGGUGAAAGAAUUUCCCCCGCCAAGCGAGGGGGGUGAAGAAGAGAAAGAAGAGAUUAUAUUCUCGCUGAAUAAGAAAGUGUGAGAAGAAGUGGAGGAGUGAAAGUGCCGAGCGAGCGCGCCGGUGUGUGAUCAUGGAAACACGGAUACUGACACUGAACGCAGCCGGAGCCGCGCGCUUCCUACUGCUCGCCCUGGUUUGUAUCGCUGUGGUCCAAAGCUCUAAGGUAUGGAGCGAGGUGGCAGGUCCGGAAGACUUGGAGGUUGAGAGGGGGGGCAGCAGAGGGCUCAGGGGCUUCCUGGCUGAAUCUGACGACGAGGACUUUGCUGUAAAUGAGGCCUCCGGAGAUGAACCCAGUGGUGAGGAGGAUGGAAGCACUCCAGAACCCCCCAUAACUGAAGUUUCAGGUGUCACAGUUUACUUCCGCGCUCUGGUGAACUUUACCAACUCCUUUGUGUAUGGACCAGAGCUGGAGGACAUCUACUCUCCCGCCUUCCAGGAGAUCACGGACGCCGUUGUAGACACGCUGGAGUCAGAAUACAACAAGAUACCUGGAAUCCAGACCGUCAGUGUGGUUCUUAUCAAGAAGGUGGGCGAUGAUGUGUUUGUGGAGCUGGACGUAGGGUCAGAUUUCAACAAGAACGCAGAACAGAUUCGCAACGUGCUCUUCUCUGUGGUGAAAGAGGGCUCCAUUGCCUCCUACAUCACCUCAGUGCAGGGCUUCCAGUUCCGGCGUCUGGGAGAAGUGGUUCCCAGUGUGCGGCCCUGCCUGCCCAAUGAGUUCACCUGCAAAGAUGGGAGCUGCAUUCCGCUGGAGUACCACUGUGACAAGAGGCCCGACUGUGAGGACAUGAGUGAUGAGCAGGACUGUGAGGUGCCCAGCCCACAGCCCUGCCUUCCAGACGAGUAUACCUGCGGUGACGGCAGCUGCAUUCCCAGGGAGUACGUCUGCAACAACAGACCUGACUGUGGGGACAGGAGCGAUGAGCUGGACUGUAUCUUUCCAGGUCCAACCAUAGUCCCACCAGCUGUGGUUUAUACGACACCUGAGCGCAAGCCAAUGACACCCCCCAUGUUGCGGCCCUGCAGAGCUGAUGAGGCAGCCUGCCAGAGCGGAGAGUGUAUCCCCCGGGACUAUGUGUGUGAUGGGGACAGUGAUUGUUCCGAUGGCAGCGACGAGUUCAAGUGUGGAACCCCUUCUCCCUGUGAGCCCAAUGAGUUCAAAUGUCAGAAUGGGCGUUGUGCUCUGAAACUGUGGCGCUGCGAUGGGGACAACGACUGUGGGGACAACUCGGACGAGACCUAUUGCCCAACCAAGGGCCCUGGAGACGUCUGCGCCCCCAAGCAGUUUGUGUGCCUGAGCGACCGCAUCUGCAUUCCAGCCAGCUACCAGUGUGACGAAGAGCCUGACUGCCCCGAUCGCUCUGAUGAGUACGGCUGCACUCCACCACAAGUGACCAGCCCCCCUGACUCCAUUGUGGCGGUACGAGGGCAGACAGUAACCUUCACAUGCACAGCUGUUGGUGUACCGACCCCCAUCAUCUCUUGGAGGCUCAACUGGGGUCACAUCCCCAUUAGUUCCAGGAUCACCAUGACCAGUGAGAACGGGCGUGGUACCCUCAUCAUCCGCGGUGUGAAAGAUGUUGACCAGGGUGCCUACACUUGCGAGGCCAUCAAUGCCAAGGGCAUGGUGUUCGGUAUCCCGGACGGGGUCUUAAGUCUCACGCAGAAUCCAGACAAUUGUCCCGAUGGAUACUUCUGGAUUGAGAGCCAAUCCCGCUGCGUCCCCUGUUUUUGCUUUGGCAUCACAAAGAACUGCCAGAGCACCGGCCGCUUCCGCAACCAGAUCCGACUCCGCUUCACAGAUGAGGAUGACUUCAAGGGUGUGAACGUGUCUUUCCCGUCCCGUCCGGCUUCUCCACCUCUCUCUUCCACCCAACUCCUGAUCAACCCAGAGGAGGAGGAAUUCCAGCUGGUGGACCUGUCACGGCGCUUCCUUGCCCUGGACUCCUUCUGGAGACUUCCCCGUCAGUUCCUCGGCAACAAGGUGGAUUCCUAUGGUGGAUACCUAAAGUUCAAGGUGCGAUACACAUUGGCCCGAGGAGAGACAGAGCCUGUAGACAAUCCAGAUGUGAUUCUGACUGGGAAUGGACAAAGGCUCAUUUACCGCCGGACCAACCCCGCCACUGCCCGAAACAUCAACCAGAGAGAAGUCAAGUUCACUGAGGAAAACUGGCAGCACUCGUCAGGCCGUCCAGUGACUCGGGAGGACCUGAUGAUGACCUUGGCCAACCUGGAGAGCAUUAACUUGCGCACCAUCUACGACAACCGCAUGGUGAGCGUGGCCCUCAGUGACAUCGUCAUGGACACCACCACUGUGGAGUUUAGCAGCAUGGGCCCUGCUCAGGAUGUGGAGGAGUGCAGGUGCCCACCUGGUUACUUAGGUCUGUCCUGCGAGACCUGUUCCCCUGGCUUUGAGCGGGUGUCUGGUGGCUCCUACCUUGGCACCUGCGCCGGAUGCAACUGUCAUGGACAUGCCAGCUCCUGUGACCCAGUCAGUGGACACUGCCUGAGCUGCCAGCACAACACCGAGGGGCCUCAGUGCAACAAGUGCCGACCGGGAUACUUUGGCGAUCCCACCCGGGGCCGGCCUGAUGACUGCAAGCCCUGUCCCUGCCCGUACACGGAGACCUCCCGACGGUUUUCUGAUACCUGCUUCCUGGACUACGACUCUCAGGCCACGUGCGAUGCCUGCAGGCCAGGAUACACUGGACGCCGCUGUGAAAAGUGCGCUCCUGGAUAUCAGGGUAACCCGCUUCAGCCCAACGGAAAGUGUGUUCCGAUUCAAACUGCCCAGUGUGACAACAGAGGGACUGUGAACUCCAACACCAGGCCAUGCACAUGCAAGUCCAAUGUGGUGGGUGCACUGUGUGACGAGUGCCAAAUCGGCUCUUUCCACUUGACGGAGGACAACCCUGAGGGGUGCAUGCAAUGCUUCUGCAUGGGCAUCACCAAGCAGUGUGCCAGCUCUACGUGGAGCAGGGACCAGAUCCGAGGGGGUGUGAAUGGACAGCUCUUCACACUAUCCAAUGGUGCCAGCACCCGGACCAUCAAUCAGGGUAUCAUCCAGAAGGGCGGCUCGGAGGUAGCCUUCCGCUCCUUCUCCGACAUCCCCAGUGACAUCUACUAUUGGGUCUUACCAGAGAGCUUCCGUGGAGACAAAGUCACUGCAUAUGGUGGCGAGCUGCGCUACACUGUGCGCUACGAGCCACGCCAGCGCUCACUAGUGAUCGAUGAGCGACCAGAUGUGGUCCUCCAGGGCAAUGGCAUCUUUCUGGAGCAUUUCUCCAAGACCAAACCCCUCCCCCGUGUUCCCACUAUUGUCACCGUGCCAUUUAGGGAGCUGGCGUGGAAACGAGCUGACGGGCAGCCCUGCACACGGGAGCAUCUUCUCAUGGCCUUAGCCGACAUCACAGUUUUCAUGAUUCGAGCCACUUAUGCAGACAACAUGGCGGAGACCAGCAUUUCAGACAUCCAGAUGGAUAUUGCCGUACCCCACUCAACAGGCAACGAGCGAGCCCUGGAGGUGGAAGAGUGCGCCUGCCCUCUAGGAUACAGGGGACCAUCGUGCCAGGAAUGUGAUGUGGGGUAUAGCCGCACGGGAUCUGGGCUAUACCUAGGCACCUGUGAGAGGUGUAACUGCCAUGGGCACGCCAGCACCUGCGACUCUGAGACUGGGGACUGUCUGCAAUGCCUUCAUAACACAGCUGGGCCACAUUGCGAUCGUUGCAAACCAGGUUUCUAUGGUGACCCAAAGAGUGGUAACCCAGCAGCCUGCCAACCCUGUCUCUGUCCAGGCUCCUCUCCCAGCAACCAGUUCUCACAGACGUGUUUCCUGGAUUCUGAUGGCCAGCUCACCUGUGAAAGGUGCCCAGCAGGCUUCACUGGCCGACGUUGCGAAAGGUGUGCAACUGGCUACACUGGCAACCCUCCACUUGGACAGCCCUGCACCAUUGGUAACUACAUCAAUGGAAAUUGCUACAAUUGUGACAACGCAGGAAGUGACGGCUGUGACAGCAAUGGAGAGUGUCGCUGCAAGAUGAAUGUGGAGGGUCGCACAUGCUCCCGCUGCAAGCCAGGCCACUUCCACCUGAGCGCUGACCAUAAGGAUGGCUGCCUCUCCUGCUUCUGUAUGGGAGUCACUCAGCAGUGCUCCAGCUCCAACUACUACAGAGACCUGGUGUCCUCGUCCUUCACCCCCGGCAACUUCCAGGGCUUUGCACUGGUGAAUCGACAGCUAACCAAUCGCAUUUCCAUGGGCUUCACGGUAGAGGUGUCCACUGAGGGCACUCAGCUCUCCUACAGCAACUUUGGCAGCCUGACCCCAGAGGCCCAUUACUGGCAGCUUCCAGAGGCCUACCAGGGGGACAAGGUAGGGUCCUAUGGCGGCCGUCUGAAGUACACCAUCUCCUACGUGGCUGGCCAGAGGGGCACUCCAACUGAAGACGUCGACGUCCAGAUUAUUGGCAAUGACAUCACCCUGGUCGCUCGGCAGACUUGGAACAGGGGGCACGGGACAAGAGAGUCCCAUCAGUUUGAGAUCGUUUUCAGGGAGGAGCAUUGGCGCCGCCCAGACGGCAUGGCCGCCACACGCGAGCACCUGCUUAUGGCCCUGGCCGACCUGGACGACAUCCUGAUCCGUGCUUCGUACUACACAGAGAUGCGCUCAGCCAGCAUUUCCAAGGUCAGCAUGGAGGUUGCCGUGCCCAACUACACUGGCCUCAGGCAGGCCCUCGAGGUGGAGGAGUGCCAAUGCCCACCCGGAUACCAGGGACUGUCCUGCCAGGACUGCGCUCUGGGCUACACACGGACCGGAGGAGGGCUCUACCUGGGCCACUGUGAGCUUUGUGAAUGCAACGGACACUCGGACUCUUGCCAUCCAGAGACAGGCAUCUGCACUAGCUGCCUUCACAACACUAUGGGUGAGAUGUGUGAGCAGUGUGCACCUGGAUUUUUCGGAGACCCCACAGCUGGGACCCCUGAAGAUUGCCAACCCUGUGCCUGCCCACAUGCAGACCCAGACAACCAGUUCUCACCCAUCUGUGAGAGCUUGGGCAAUGGGGGCUAUCGAUGCACUGCGUGCCAGCCAGGUUACACCGGCCAGUACUGUGAACGGUGUGCAGUCGGAUUUGUAGGCAACCCUCAAGAGAGAAUCAAAUGUCGCCCCUACAGUGAUGCAGCUUCCCUGGUGGUGAGGGUGCACCCUGAGAGAGUUUUGGUGGCCCAGGGAAGUGCUGUGACCCUCCGGUGCCAGGUGACUGGUUCACCACCCCAUUACUACUUCUGGUCCCGGGAGGAUGGUCAGCCCCUGUCCAGCAGGGCAGAUAGACGAAGGGAAGGUGAAGAGUUGUAUUUCUCCAACAUCCAGCCCAGCGAUGCUGGCGUUUACAUCUGCACCUGCCGGGACUCACGCAACACCAACAGGAGCCGUGCUGAGAUCGUUGUCACAACUGUUCCCACCAAAGCUAUUGAAGUGAUGGUGGAAGAGCCCAAAGCACAGAGUGUGACCGUGGGAUCAACUGUCAGCUUCAUCUGCACAGCCAAAAGCAAGUAUCCCGCCUACACGCUUGUGUGGACUCGCCAGGGCAGCGGGAAGCUGCCGAACAGGGCCAUGGACUUCAACGGCAUCCUCACCAUCCAGAAUGUGCAGCCCGAGGACGCAGGAGUGUACAUCUGCACAGGCUCCAACAUGUUUGCCAUGGACGAGGGCACCGCCGUCCUCUACGUGCCAGAAGCCUCACAGACUCAGAUGUUUUACUCGGCCUAUGAAAUGUUUGAAGGACAUAGAGCGCCUGCUGAAGGUUCACAGCCUGUGGCCACGGUGCAGCCUCCUGUGCUGACCAUCCAGCAAGGCCAGCGGGCAGAGUUCCGCUGCAGUGCCACUGGCAAUCCCACUCCCGCAAUUGAAUGGAUCGGGGGGCCCGGGAACAGGAUCACUCCCAAUGCCAUUAUUCGUGGUGGAGUCCUCAUCAUCCCAGCCGUCGAGCGGGAAGAUGAGGCCGAGUACAUCUGCAAGGCCCUGAACAUUCAUGGCGAGCACACGGCCCGGGCCAUUCUCUAUGUUCAUAGCGCAAGCCUACCUCACGUUCAGGUGAGUCCGCAGCGAGUGGAGAUACAUGAAGGGGAGACACUGAGACUUUACUGCCGGGCUGGUGGAACGCCCAGCCCUGCUCUCACCUGGAAGAAGAGGGAUGGUACACUCCCCCCACAGGCUAUCCCUUCUCACGGUUUCCAUCAGUUUAAAAGCAACAGUCUCGAUGUUUUACAGAGACGCAUAGAGGAGCUGCAGGCACGCAUGGAGCGCACGGACAUCGGCACCCUAAUCAUCCCCAACAUCAAGGUCUCAGAUGCUGGCACCUACCUAUGUGUGGGCACCAACUCCAUCGGCUCUUCAGAGGCUCGAAUUGAGGUGCAGGUGGCCAGAGGUGAGGCUGUCCAAGGGCAGGCGCUGAUGAGCAGACAGGCGGCCGGAGAAGCAGCUGACCCCAUCGCCGCGGCGAUCACCAUCCAGCCCUCCAUCGCCUCCGUGCAGGAAGGGCAGUCGCUGGACCUCAGCUGCCUCGUCUCCGGCAGCCCUCCACCCGCGGUCACCUGGCACAGGGUUGGCGGGCACAUGUCCUCCAACCAUCAGAUUCGGGGAUCCCAGCUCCGGAUCAUCCAGGCCUCUCAGGAUGACUCUGGGGAAUACAUCUGCAGGGUUGAAGGUGGCCCAAGCAUCCGCCAAGCCUCAGUGUCCGUAUCAGUGACCUCCAGCUCAUCCCGUCCACAGACGCUCAUCAUCUCCAUCGAUCCCCAUAGCAUAGCCGUGCGUCAUGGUGAGGCGGCCAGCUUCAGGUGCCGUGUGUACAGAGGAAUGCAGCCCAUCCGCCUCGAGUGGAAGCUGACCACAAACCAGCCAUUACCAGAUAAUGUGAAGGUUAGCCCUGAUGGCUCGGUCAUCACGAUCACCAAUGCUCAGCCACACAACCAGGGUACCUACCGCUGCGUGGCCACCAAUCCAUUUGGAGUCACUCAGAGCAUCGCAUCUCUCAUUGUCAAAGAUUCCCUCAAAGUGGCAGUGACCCCCCAGGGUCCAGUCCGGGUCAGGGUGGGCGAUUCCAUCAACCUGGAGUGCCAGGCUAGUGGGGACCCACGGCCAUCUGUCAGCUGGCACCGGAUGGACAGCAAUCGCAAGAGUUUGCUCACCAGUCCUGUGCCGAUGGAGUCCAAUGCCGUGAUGCAGGUGCUGGUGGCCCGCCUGGAAGAUGCUGGCACUUACAUCUGCACGGCACGGAAUGCUGAGGGCACCUCGGAGGCCAGGGUGGAGGUGGUCGUAGAGGGCAGCCCGCAAAUUCCAACCGUGCCCAUAGCCUCCGUUCCAGAGCCGCUGAUGAUUGUGACAGAGGGCCAGACCAUCACACUACGCUGCAAUGCCCAUGGUUUCCCCACCCCGACUAUAACAUGGUCUAAGCUGCGUGCCCCUCUCCCCUGGAGGCACAUGGUGUCCAACAACACUCUUGUGUUGCACAACGUCGGGCGCCAAGACUCUGGCCAGUACAUCUGCAACGCCACCAACAGCCUGGGAACAUCUGAGGUCACCAUCAUGCUGGAUGUGGAGACGCCUCCUUACACGACCACACUGCCGGAUGACCUGUCAGUGCGCGUUGGUGAAGUCAUCCGGCUGCAGUGCCUGUCACAUGGAACGCCACCUCUGAAUUUCCAAUGGACCAAGCUUAACGGCAGCCUGCCGGCAAGAGCGGAUGUGCGCGAUGGCGACCUGCAGAUCAAUCUGGCCACAGUGGAUGAUGCAGGAACCUACAAAUGUGUGGCCAGCAACAAAGUGGGAUCCAGUGAAGCACUGACCAGGGUCACCAUCAGAUCACCGCUUUCGGUGCGGGUGUCCCCACAGGUGGAAGUGAAGGCACCGGGUGCUGCUGUGGAGUUUACCUGCUCGGCGAACGGUGGCAUCCAGACCACAAUUGAGUGGCUGAAAGAAGGGGGUGUCCUUCCUGUCAACCAUCACAUCAAAGAUGGUGUGCUGAGGAUUGAGAACCUGGAGCAGAGCAACGCUGGCAUAUAUAUCUGCAGAGCCAUCAGUGUAUAUGGGCAGGCCCAAGACAGUGCCAAGCUCACUAUCCAAGCUCUCCCCAAAGUAACAAUCAACGUUCGCACCUCGGUGCAGACUGUCCUGGUGGGCAACUCUGUGGAGUUUGAGUGCCAGGCCAUUGGGGACCCCCAGCCAACCUUGCAUUGGAGUAAAGUGGGCGGCCCUUUACCCUCCCACGUAGUGGUGAAUGGAGGCCUGCUGAAGAUUGAGCAGGUGACAGAGGCUGAUGCAGGGCAGUAUCGCUGCACUGCCACUAACAACGUGGGCUCUGUGCAGUCCCAGGUGGUCCUCAAUGUCCAGACCCUGCCGCAGAUUGCAGCCCAUCCCGAGGUGAAGGAGGUGACAGUGGGAUCCACAGCCAUCUUCCCAUGCUUGGCUUCUGGAUAUCCAGCCCCACAGAUCAAAUGGACCAAGCUGGAAGGUGAGCUUGCACCAAAAGCCUCACAAGAGGGAAAUGCUCUGACCAUUCCUGCCGUGACCCACGAGGACACAGGGACAUAUGUCUGCACGGCCUCCAACAAACAGGGAAAAGUGGAGGCCUUCUUCAUGCUCAAAGUUCAUGAGAGGGUGAUUCCUUAUUUCACCCAGACCCCUCUCUCCUAUUUGACGCUGCCUACCAUCAAGAAUUCAUACAAAGCCUUCAGCAUCAAAAUCACCUUCCGUCCAGACAACGUUGAUGGCCUCAUUCUGUACGCCGGCAUGAUCCUCUACAAUGGGCAGAAGAAGACCACUGGAGCCGACUUCCUCUCACUUGGCCUGGUUGGAGGUCGUCCAGAGUUUCGGUUUGACGUGGGUUCAGGUAUGGCCACCAUUCGCUACCCAACUCCCAUCAAGCUGGGGGAGUUCCAUACUGUGGAACUGUACCGUAACCUAACCCAGGGCUCCAUGGUGGUGGAUGGACAGCCCCCAGUCAACGGCAGCUCACAGGGCAAAUUCCAAGGACUGGACCUGAACGAAGAACUUCAUGUGGGUGGUUACCCAAACUACAGCAUUGUCUCCAAGACCACAGCCCUGAAGACUGGAUUUGUUGGCUGUGUCCGCCAGCUCAUCAUCCAAGGGGAGGAGGUGAUCUUCAAGGAUCUAGACCGCAGUUCCACAGGGGUUUCAAAUUGUCCCACCUGCAAAGAUCGCCCAUGUCAGAAUGGAGGCUCGUGCCGGGACUCGGAGACCAGCAGCUACAAGUGCGAAUGUGUCCGGGGCUUCACUGGCAGCAACUGCGAGCACCACUCCUCUCUCCACUGCCACCCAGAGGCCUGUGGGCCUGAUGCCACCUGCAUCAACAACCCAAGUGGAGUGGGCUAUGACUGCCGCUGCCAUCUUGGAAAAUAUGGGGACAAGUGCAUGGAUGGUACCUUAGUUACCACACCGCUGUUUGACGGUGAGGUGUCCUUUAUCGCUUACCCACCCCUCACCAACAUCCACAAUGACCUGCACGUUGACCUGGAGUUCAAGCCAUUAGAUGGCAAUGGACUGAUGUUCUUCAGCGGUGGAAAGAAGAUGAAAGUGGAGGACUUUGUUACCCUGUCAAUGGUGGACAGGCAUGUGGAGUUCCGCUAUGAGCUUGGGACAGGCAUGGCUGUGCUACGCAGCCAGGACCCCGUGAGCCUGGGCCAGUGGCACCGCGUGUCAGCCGAGCGCAUCAACAAAGAUGGCUCACUAAAGGUGGACAACACCCGCGAGGUGCGCCGCUCGUCCCCAGGGAAAGCACAGGGCCUGAACAUCCACACUCCAAUGUAUCUGGGAGGCGUCCCAAGUAUGGACUUACUGCCCAAACCGGCCAACAUCAGUGCACCAUUUAAGGGCUGCAUUGGGGAGGUGUCAAUCAAUGGGAAGAAGGUGGACCUGUCCUACAGCUUCACGGAGAGUCGGGCCAUCGAGCAGUGUGUGGACACCAGCCCAUGCGACAGGCAGCCCUGCCUUAAUGGGGGCACCUGCCUGUCCAGCGCCGAAUACGAGUACCAGUGUCUGUGUCAGGAUGGUUUUGAUGGUGAGCGUUGUGAGGUGGCCAGGGACACAUGCCAGCAGGACGACCAGUGUCAGAAUGGGGGACGAUGCUUCAAUAACCGCUGUGUGUGUCUUGGAGCCUUCACUGGACUCUUCUGCGAAAAGAGGCACGCUCCAAGUUUCCAAGAGGACAUGCGGAAUUUGGAGGGUAGCGGGGGGAAUGAGUCACCUUUUGAAUAUUCAGCAUAUUUCCAUGACAGUGGAUACCUGAUGCUUCCAAAAUCAGUCUUCCCAAGAAGCUCACCUGACAGUCCUGAGACAAUUGAGCUGGAGAUCCGGACCACUUCCUCAGAUGGCUUGAUACUGUGGCAGGGAGUGGAGCGGAAUGGCGCUUUCCGCAAGCUGCAUGCUAAUAAAAAGGAACUUGGAGAUCAAGGAAAAGGCAAGGACUUUAUUAGUCUUGGUUUAGAAAGCGGACAUGUUGUUUUCAGUUACCAGCUGGGAAGCGGGGAGGCCAGGAUUGUGUCUGAAGAAUCAAUCAAUGAUGGGAGGUGGCACGUUGUCCAAGCUGUAAGGACUGGCAGUCAGGGCUACUUACAGAUUGAUGGACAACAGAUCAGCAGAGGACAAUCACAAGGCAAAAGUGUCAUGGUGAACACCAAAGGCAACAUAUUCCUGGGUGGCGCACCGGACAUGGCAAUAUUGACAGGAGGGAAGUUUUCCACUGGGAUGAGAGGCUGCAUAAGGAACCUGUCGCUGGACAGAUCACAGCGACCCAUUGACCUGCUGGCCCACACAGAGCGGGACGCCGGCGUAGAGCAGUGCUCAUCAUAGGCAGCAAAGCAACGCAGAGCCCAUUGACUUUGGAGGGAAAGAACAACACCCCACACACACACACACACGCACACACACACACACACACACACAUACACAUGGUGCUUUGCUGCUACCAGAACAAUAACAAUAACAGAAAAAGGUUUGUCUCUGCUCUGCGUUACAUAAAACCAAAAAAGUGAAAUAAUAUUAACAAGUCUUCACAAAAAUCUUCCUCAGUGUUGUAUUGUCAAUGAAGGACUAUAAAUACAAAAAAAUCAAGUACAGUUUCAGUUUACACAGUCCCAAAAUAACUUUUAACAAAGAAAAGAAAAAGACAGGCCUUCAGCGAUGAGGUGGAACCUAUGGAGUUGGGAGUUUUUACGCAGCACUGAAUUUUAUUUAUAUGCAUAUGAAUAUAUAUAAUAAAUAUAUAUGUGGGGGGAAAUGCAAAUUAACUGUAACCAGCUUUUUUUGUCCUAAACUUUAUUUUGGAUUCUAAGACAGGUGUGUCCAGGGCUUUGUGGCCGAGUUGUGUUAAUACUUGAAGACGUUCAGGCCGUCUCUCGUCACGCGCCUCAGCUUUCCUGUGUGGAGAGCGUUGGGGCAAGCGUGCACAGAGCGCUCUUACACCAAGAGCAGCUCGAAAGCCUCAAAGGUCACGGCAAAAACACAGCGUCGAGACACAACUCAGGUGAAAAAAGGAUGAAGAAUAAAUCUGAAAACCAUGGUGCUCAUUUUUUUUCCUUCAAUUGCUUUGUUUCUAACAGGAGAGGAUCUGCCUUCCGCGCGUGGGGACUCUGUGCGCGUGCUUGCCAGAAGUCGUCGAUCCAAUUUAAAUGGUGCUAAUAUCGAAAACACAAAUAAAAAAACCUGACGUCACGCUACAAAUUUUUUUUUUUCCCAACCACCAAAGAUUUAAAUUUAUUUUUUUUAUGUUUUAGAUCAAAUUUUAAGUAACAAAACUACAAAAUACAGGUUUAUCCCCACACGCCCACACACUUGUUUUGCUUUUGCAAAGAUGCACAAGACUUUGGAAGAGCUUCUUGUUUUGUUAUAUCAUGAAUAUAGUUAUUCUUAUUAGGACUGUUUGAUGGAGUACUUCUGUAGCUCCAAGUAGUUUUGAAAAAUCUUAUGUCGUUGAGUGGAUCUCAAAAGGUUUAGAAGUGAUGUAAAGAAUAGGGGAAAAGUUUAUAGUUUUUUUUUUUUUUUUUUUUGCACACUUAUUUUAAUCUAAGAUGGAGAAGUCUGGGAAGGCCGUUCACUUUCUUCUUUUAUGACCACAACACUUAUCUGCUAGUCAGGUAUAUGGGAAAAUCACAGCUUUGUACUCAUGCCAUUUUAUAUGUGACAGAAGUGCCUUAUUUCAUAUGUUUCUAGUCCUCCAUCCUUCCUGGAAAUCAAUUUGUGUUGUGCUUUAGCUCGAUAUCCGUGUCCUACGACCGUCUGUUCAUCCAAACCUCAGGAGGGUUAAAGCGAAACUGCCUCACAAAGACACCAUUCAUCAUUCAGGGUCACUAGUCUUGCCUUGUAGGGUCAGCAAGUAGGCUGGGUCCUCGGAGGGGCGUGCAGCUCAGCAUCAGCAUUUCCCAGAAGUCUCUGUGACCAGAGGCUUGGCGCCAUGCUCGCCCCACCACCGUGGCACCUCAUCUUGGACUUUGUCACCAGCUCAUUGCUUUUACACACUUUAUGGGUUCUCUCCUUCGUUGUUAUCACAAAUCAGUGCUACCAUUUCACAAAAAAAGUUGCUUUGUUUUUAUUUAUUUCCCUUUUUCUUUCCAUUGCUGUUGUUUCCAGGCUUAACCCUACUAUUGUCAGGCACUUAAAAGUUUUCAAUUUACUUUCAAUAUAUUACUGUGUAACUGCCCCCUCUCCUUUGUUUAAUGCCCCUUGUGUUGGAAUUAGUAGAAAACAACUAACAAGUCAAUGAAAGGUCCCUCAGAGUGGGGCUUUUGACCAAUGUCCCCCUUUUGUUUGAGACUGCCAUACUGUGCUUGGACUACAUCUUUGUAACCAACUGGAAGACCCAUGCUCUGAAAAGGGGGAGUAAUCUGGUCUUGUAAACCUUUACUGAUUUUUUUUUUUUUUUUUAAGUUGGAAUAAUUUUUUUCUUAA